AUUAAUCAUCGCUGUUGUGAUAAAUACAGUUACCUUAGGAUUUCUUAAUAGGGCUCUAAAAAUAAGCGCUGACGCUUUUUAAGUGUAGUUAAAGAUGUCCACCCCAGCUAGAAGGCGACUCAUGCGAGAUUUUAAACGGCUCCAGGAGGAUCCCCCAGCCGGCGUCAGUGGAGCUCCAUCUGAGAACAACAUCAUGGUGUGGAAUGCAGUUAUUUUCGGUCCAGAAGGAACACCUUUUGAAGAUGGUACCUUCAAACUCACAGUCGAGUUCACAGAGGAAUAUCCCAACAAGCCUCCAACAGUGAGGUUCGUCUCAAAGAUGUUUCAUCCAAAUGUGUAUGCUGAUGGCAGUAUCUGCCUAGAUAUUCUUCAGAAUCGAUGGAGUCCUACUUAUGAUGUUUCUUCUAUUCUCACAUCAAUCCAGUCCCUUCUAGAUGAGCCAAAUCCCAACAGCCCUGCUAACAGCCAGGCAGCACAACUGUAUCAGGAAAACAAACGGGAGUAUGAGAAACGGGUGUCAGCGAUUGUAGAGCAGAGCUGGAGGGACAGUUGACCACAUUCUUAAACCACGUUCUCACUCAAACAUCCUUUUCCUUUUUUGUUUGGCUCUGUUGUUGGAGGAUAGUUUUUCAAAUCUCCAUUUUUAAGUUUUUAUGCACUUUACUCAUGCAAGAUUGUGAUUUUUUUUUUUUUUUUUUUUUUUUUUUUUUUGGUUUUAUUUCUCUCCCACAUUAUUGCCUGGACUGAUUUUCAACCCUCAUUAAGAUUAUUGAGAGGGGAGUUACCCCUGGUGUACAAUGCUUGACUAAUUUUGCAUCUGGCAUGAAUAUGCAGUAAUUGUCCUCUUUUGCAAAAUGUGAAAGCAUCUCUAAAAUGAGUCGAUCUAAUCCAGAAACAUGACUCACUAAGAGACUUGAAGUCAUAGUAGUGUUGAUGAAAACGUCAUUGGUGCUUCAUUGUCAAUUUUAAUAUCAUGAUUUUGCUUAACACCGUUGAAAGUGUCCUUUUAAAUUUCUGUUUUGCUCCCAUUUUACAGGAUUAGUAUUUGUUGUGUUGGUUUAGUCAGAAGGAAGGUUAAGUGUUCUACCACAUAAGUGGUGAGCUUCUCUCGUUCGCACUGAUAACAAAGAUUGGUAGACAGAUAUGAGAGUUUAUAUUAAAUACCAAUUUAUGCUAACAGAAAAUGGCAAUAUGGUGUGGAGUAUAAAAUAUAGCUAUAUUUACUGGUAAAAAAAAAAAAAAAGAUUUGCUGGAAUUGCUCAAUUUAAAAAUAUCCUCCAAAAGCUGUGUAACCUUUCAAUGGCUUGUAUCACAAGUCCAAUCAAGUGAAAUAAUGUCUUCAGGUGUUUUUUCCCCCUCAAGCCCUUGAUCUUUGCAGAUGUUUGCCCUGUUACAUGCAUGAAUGCCUGAGUGUGUCCUUGCCUCUACUGAUCUCUUGUAUAUACAAGUCACAUCUGAAUUUUGUGUACAGAUUUUGCACUGGUUGGCAAUCUCAUUUUCCAGCACUUGUAAAUACUUAAAUAAAAGGUGAAACUAC
Molecule: messenger RNA, 1537 nt
Organism: Danio rerio (zebrafish)
Lineage: Eukaryota; Metazoa; Chordata; Actinopteri; Cypriniformes; Danionidae
Gene: ube2al
Product: ubiquitin conjugating enzyme E2 A, like
Molecular function (GO): ligase activity; ubiquitin conjugating enzyme activity
Source: RefSeq, marked provisional